UAUUCUGAGGCUCAACCCUCCUCGGCGCCCACCAUUUCGGGGCUCCGGGACUGUAGGGGACCCUUCCAGUCCCCAGAGCCGAGGCCAGCAGGGACAGAGACUAUGAGGCAAGCAGCCCACCGACCCAGGCCUCCUUAAGAUCAGCCCAGCCGCCUAGCAAGCUGGCGGGCAGCAGCGGAGAGAGAAGGAGAUAAAGGACCACAGCAGACCUUUGGGGAUCAGCCCAGCAGCUCCUGUGGACCCUAGCCAGGCUGAGGGAUCGUGCUGGAUGGUCAGACUCACAGCCGCUGACGGACACCCCAUGACAGCGAUGCACACGGCAGCACAGCACUGAGACACUCAGACACAACCGGUGACAGCAUCACACACUGCCACAGCCCUGCGAUACAGACAGCCGCACACAGAAACAACUGGUAACUCUGAAACAGGCGCAGACAGUGUCACACAGAACCACUACCCCCUGGCACGCACAAGUGGGGGAACCCAUCCUCCAAACACACACAGCAGCGCUGACCGGCACAGGCAGACCUGGAGACACACGCACACCCUCACCCGGGCACUGCUGUCGGUGGCCUCUGCACAUCCUCCCCACCCCCACGGGGACACCCUUGCUCCUCCACACACUUGCGCGCACACACAGCCACGAACAGACACACCUCGCAUACCCCCAGCUCAGCUCUGGCAGCCCCGGCUCCUGCAGCCUCCUUUGUGGGUGAGGAAGAACUCAGUCAACCUCGGAUGGAGCUUCGGUGAAGCCAGGAGCUCAGAGAGGAAAGGGUCUGGCCUGGUGUGACUCUCACCAGCCCCUCCACCUGGCUGGGUGAUGUCCCCCCGCCCGGGUCCUGGGGACCCUUGGCAGAACCAUGGAGCAACUGACACCCCUUCCCCGGCCGGGGGACCCCGGAAACAUGGAGCUGUGGGCACUGCCCGCCUGGCAGAGCUGGACUCCAGGCCAGGGGGGCGAACCUGGAGGUACAUCCCCAAGCAUUGCCGAUACUCCGGCAGCUCUGCGUGUUGGAGACCUGAGGCCUGAGGAGAGCUCCGAGCCCGAGGGAGCCCGAAGCCCCGGGUCUGUGGGGGGCAUCCAGCCUGAAAGAACAGACACUGGGCUGCCCAGCCCCGGGCCGGGAGCACUGAGCUCUGGACUCAGCUGCCAGAGGCUGGAGGGCAAGGAGGUGGAGGCUUUCUCUAAGGGCAAGCUGAAAAUGGGCUUUGGGGACAGGCCCAAUCUGGAGCUGCUGAGGGCCGUGGGGGAGCUGCAGCAGCGCUGUGCCAUCCUGAAGGAGGAGAACCAGAUGCUGAGGAAGAGCAGCUUCCCCGAGACGGAGGAGAAGGUGCGGAGACUGAAGCGGAAGAACGCAGAGCUGGCGGUCAUUGCCAAGCGCCUGGAGGAGAGAGCCCGGAAGCUGCAGGAGACCAACCUGCGGGUGGUGAGCGCUCCCAUGCCCAGUCCAGGGGCCAGCUUGGAGUUGUGCCGGAAGGCCCUGGCCCGCCAGCGAGCCCGGGACCUCAGUGAGACAGCCAGUGCCCUGCUGGCCAAGGACAAGCAGAUUGCUGCCUUGCAGCGGGAGUGCAGGGAGCUGCAGGCCAGGCUCACCCUGGCUGGCAAGGAGGGCCCCCAGUGGCUCCACGUGCGGGACUUCGACCGGCUGCUGCGGGAGUCCCAGCGGGAGGUGCUGCGGCUGCAGAGGCAGAUCGCCUUGCGCAACCAGAGGGAGCCGCCCCCGCCGCCUCGGCCCCCAGGCCUGGCCGCCCCGGCCAGAGCAGGGGCGCCCGCCCCCGGGGCCCCGGGAGAGGCCACGCCCCAGGAGGAUGUGGAAAACCCACCCGUGGUCCUAGGGGAGCCAGAGAAACAGCAGAGGGUGCAGCAGCUGGAAUCAGAGCUCAGCAAGAAGCGGAAGAAAUGCGAGAGCCUGGAGCAGGAAGCCCGGAAAAAGCAGAGGCGAUGUGAGGAGCUGGAACUGCAGCUGAGGGAAGCCCAGAGUGAGAAUGCCCGCCUCGUGGAGGAGAACUCUCGGCUCAGUGGGAGAGCCACGGAGAAGGAGCAGGUGGAAUGGGAGAACGUGGAGCUGAGGGGCCAGCUCCUGGGAGUGACGCAGGAGAGGGACUCGGCCCUUCUCAAGAGCCGGGGCCUGCAGAGCAAGCUGGAGAGCCUGGAGCAGGUGCUGAAGCACAUGCGGGAGGUGGCCCAGCGGAGGCAGCAGCUGGAGGUGGAGCAUGAGCAGGCGCGGCUUCGCCUGCAGGAGAAGCAGGAGGAGGUCCGGAGGCUGCAGCAGGCCCAGGCAGAAGCCCAGAGGGAACACGAAGGGGCCGUGCAGCUGCUGGAGUCUACCCUGGAUUCCAUGCAGGUCCGGGUUCGAGAGCUGGAGGAGCAGUGCCGCAGCCAGACUGAGCGCUUCAGCCUCCUGGCGCAGGAGCUCCAGGCCUUCCGCCUGCACCCGGGCCCCUUGGAUCUGCUCACCUCCGCCCUGGGCUACAGUACCCUUGGGGACCGCCCGCCACCCCCCUGCUGCUCCACCCCCCAGCCCUGCCGGGGGUCUGGCCCCAAAGACCUUGACCUCCCGCCAGGCUCCCCAGGGCGCUGCACCCCAAAGUCUUCCGAGCCUGCCCCUGCCACCCUUGCUGGGGGCCCCCGAAGGACGGCCAAGAAGGCAGAGUCUCUGUCCAACUCCUCUCGCUCCGAGUCCAUCCACAACAGCCCCAAGUCAUGCCCUACGCCCGAGGUGGACACAGCCAGCGAGGUGGAGGAGCUGGAGGCAGACAGCGUCUCCCUGCCGCCAGCAGCCCCGGAGGGCAGCCGGGGAGGAGCCAGGAUCCAGGUCUUCCUCGCUCGCUACAGCUACAACCCCUUCGAGGGCCCCAAUGAGAACCCAGAGGCAGAGCUUCCGCUUACCGCUGGCGAGUACAUCUACAUCUAUGGCAACAUGGACGAGGAUGGCUUCUUUGAAGGGGAGCUCAUGGAUGGCCGAAGGGGCCUGGUCCCUUCCAAUUUUGUAGAGCGUGUGUCCGACGACGACCUCCUGACCUCCCUGCCUUCAGAGCUGGCUGAUCUGUCCCACAGUUCAGGCCCUGAACUCAGUUUCCUGAGUGGCGGCGCGGGCGGCAGCAGUAGCGGAGGCCAGAGCAGCGGGGGACGCAGCCAGCCCAGAACAGAGGAAGAGGCUGCAGGGGACGAGCUCAGGCUGAGCCCCUCGCCCGAGGGCCUGGGCGAGCCCCCUGCCGCGCCUCACCCCCGCUGUCUGGCGGUCCUCAAGCAGCUGGCCCACAGCGUGGUGCUGGCCUGGGAGCCGCCUCCUGAACGCGUGGAGCUGCGUGGCUACCACGUCUGUGUGAAUGGGGAGCUGCGGCAGGCCCUGGGGCCCGGGGCGCCCCCCACGGCCGUGCUUGAGAAUCUGGACCUGCAGACUGGGCCCCUGCGCGUCUCUGUUCAGGCCCUGACCAGCUGGGGCGGCUCUGACCCUCUGCGCUGUUGCUUGGUGCUAGGGGCCGGGGCCGGGGUGGCACCUAGCCAGCUGCGGGUCCAUCGACUGACAGCCACGUCCGCUGAGAUCACCUGGGCGCCCGGCAAUAGCAACUUGGCCCAUGCCAUCUACCUCAAUGGGGAAGAGUGCCCCUCUGCCUGCCCUAGCACCUACUGGGCCACCUUCUGCCACCUGCGGCCUGGUACACUCUAUCAGGCCCGAGUGGAGGCUCAGCUCCCACCUCGAGGGUCCUGGGAACCGGGCUUGGAGAGGCCAGAGCAACGGGCUGCCACCCUGCAGUUCACCACACUCCCAGCAGGCCCACCUGAUGCCCCCCUGGAUGUGCAGGUUGAGCCAGGCCCCUCCCCUGGAAUCUUGCUCAUCAGCUGGCUCCCGGUAACAAUCGAUGCUGCCGGUACCUCCAACGGCGUCCGCGUCACAGGCUAUGCCAUUUAUGCCGAUGGGCAGAAGAUCAUGGAGGUGGCCUCCCCCACGGCAGGCAGCGUGCUGGUGGAGUUGUCGCAAUUGCAGCUGCUGCAGGCGUGCCGCGCGGUGGCCGUGCGCACCAUGUCGCCCCACGGCGAGUCGGCCGACUCCAUCCCGGCUCCCGUCGCCCCCGCCCUGGCUGAGGCCUCCUCGCCAGCCAGGGUCUCCUGCCCCUCCCCACGACUGGGCUCGGAGGCCAGACCACCCCUUGCUCCAGCCUCCCCGGGGCCUGGAGACCCCAGCUCUCCCCUCCGGUGCCCCGACCCCCGUGGAACUCGAGAGCCCCCCGGGGCCUCCCCAGCAAGCUGUCCCGGAGAGACACCAAAAGGAUCCUCAGAGGAGCCCCCGGUACCUGGCUCUCAGGAGGAGGCUAGGGCAGCCGAGCUGGGGGCCCCAGGAGACAGGAAGGCCAGUGAGCCAACCUCGGGAGAGCGAGUUCCUGGCCCUGCAGCUUCCUCCCUGGCCGAGGAGAAGGCUGAGUGGACUGCGGGAGAGGCCCGCCCGGCCCCUGGCUCCACCCAGGGAGCGCUGGCCCAGAGGCUGCCCUGUGCUGAGGCCUGCCGUGCAGGAGACACAGGGCCUGGGCUGAGGCCCAGGGCUGAGAGAGAGGACACGGCCGAGCUUGGGGUCCGUCUGGGGAGCGCCCUUGUGGACCAUGGCCGCAACUCAGAUCUGUCAGACAUCCAAGAGGAGGAGGAGGCCGAGGCAGAGGAGCUGGGUGUCAGGACUUGCUCCUCCCCGACGCAGGGUGCUGGCAACAGCCUCAGGGACAAUGGGGCCCAGCCCCAGCCCGACCCCUUCUGUGAGACUGACAGCGACGAGGAGAUCUUGGAGCAGAUCCUGGAGCUGCCUCUCCAGCAGUUCUGCAGCAAGAAGCUCUUUAGCAUCCCUGAGGAGGAGGAAGAAGAGGACGAAGAGGACGAGAAGAGGCGGGGGGCAGGCUCUUCUUCCUGGGACCCUGACCCGCCUGAGCCUGCAUUCCUGGGGCUGGGCUGUGACAGCGGUCGGCCCCGAGGACCUGGCCUAUGUCCUUUGUCUCCCGAGCCCUCCAGGGCUGGGGACCGCCUGGAGGACCUGCCUGGACUCAUUGGUGGAAGCAGCUGGAGAAAAGGAAGUGGCUCUCCCGAGAAGCCCCCCAGCCGCAGGCGGUCCCCAGAUCCCCGUGAACACUGCAGCCGACUUCUCAGCAACGGCGGGUCCCAGGCCUCUGGACGACCGGGCCCCGCCCGGGAGAGGGGCGGCCCCCCCGUGGGCGAGGGCACCAGGGCUGGACCGGAGGCUGGUGGGAGAGGGCGGCCGGCCCCUUCGAGGAGGUGUCCCCGUGGCCCAGCCCCGGAAUCGGGCCUGGCCAGCUGCCUCUCCCCCAAGUGCUUGGAAAUCAGCAUCGAAUAUGAUUCUGAGGACGAGCAAGAGACGGGCGGCGGGGGCGUCAGCGGCACCAGCUCCUGCUACCUCGGAGACGGGGAGGCGUGGGGUGCAGCACCCACGGGAAGGCCCAGGGGGCCUCCGAAGGCCAAUUCAGGCCCCAACCCCUACCCACGCCUCCCGGCCUGGGAGAAAGGGGAGCCAGAGCGGAGAGGCCGCAGUGCCGCUGGCAGAGCCAAGGAGUCACCCUCCCGGGCAACAGAGACUGGGGAGCCCAGAGGGCAGGACGGCUCUGGGCGGAGGGGCCCCCAGCGGAGAGGGGGCCGGGCCCCCAGGCCAGGCUCCGCGGAGCUGGCCCCUCCGAGGAGCCCUCCAGAAGAAGCACUGGCUUACCAGGACCUACCUGUCAGGGUCUUUGUGGCUCUGUUUGACUAUGACCCCGUGUCGAUGUCUCCCAACCCGGAUGCCGGGGAAGAGGAGCUCCCCUUCCAGGAGGGCCAGAUCCUGAAGGUGUUUGGGGACAAGGAUGCCGAUGGCUUCUAUCGGGGUGAAGGCGGGGGCCGGAUGGGCUACAUCCCGUGCAACAUGGUGUCCGAGGUGACUGCGGACAGUCCUGCAGGGAGACAGCAGCUGCUCCAGCGGGGCUAUUUGUCCCCAGAUGUUCUCGUUGAGGGUUCAGGGAACGGUCCCUUUGUCUACUCCACAGCUCGCACAGCUGGGCCUCCCCCCAAGCCCCGCCGCUCCAAGAAAGCUGAGUCCGAAGGCCCUGCCCAGCCCUGUGCAGGCGCCCCCCAGCCGGUCUCUACUGGCCUGAAAGCUCCCCGCUCCAUGGUGGCUGCAUUUGACUACAACCCCCGGGAGAGUUCCCCCAACAUGGAUGUGGAGGCAGAGCUGCCCUUCCGGGCAGGGGACGUCAUCACUGUGUUUGGGGGCAUGGACGAUGAUGGUUUCUACUACGGGGAACUGAAUGGACAGCGGGGCCUGGUUCCAUCCAACUUCUUGGAGGGCCCUGGGCCUGAGGCAGGCGGCUCAGACAGGGAGCCCGGGACACCCCAGGCCGAGGGGCAGCCCUGGGCCAGCUCAACCCAAGGGCCCCCAGCGCCGCCCGGCUGGCCCUGUGCUCCCGGCCCUGGCCGCUUCUCUGGGAUUGAAUGGGGGGCACCACAGGGCCCGAGCAAGAAGGUGUGGGGUCUCCUCUCCAAGGGGAAGCAGCUCCUCAGGAAACUGGGCUCUGGGAAGAAGGAGUGAUGCUGCGGCCCGUCCUGCAGGCCCGAGGCCCCGGCGCACUGUCCCGGCUGCUUGGGGAAGGCCCUGGACUCUCGUUCUCCCGAGCCGGUGCCCUGGCACUCGGAUGGGAAUUCUACUCGGUGAAGGUCAGAGCUAGAUGAGCCCUUGCGGAUGCGUCCUCUGGGUGGGCAUCUUCCUCUGACAGGACGGUGGCCUGAGCCGCAGCGUGCGGAAGCGAGUCGGCCACCGGGGCUGAGCACCUGGGUCACAGAGCCAGGCCUGGAUGUGGACUCGUGACUCCUGCUUCUCCCACCCCCGCCUGGUGUCCAGCAUGCCAUGCGAGUCCCUUCUUGGCCUCCACACGCCUGGCCCUGGGACCCUGCUCCCUCCGACGGCGCUGGCCAACCUCAUCAAGUCUUCCCUCCCUGAAGGAGAGUUUGCACUGGAUUCUGCCCAGCCCCCCACCCCCGGGCGGGCAGGGGGGUGGAGCCGUGUAUAUAUGUACAUACCCAGUGCCUCAGCCCAGCUUCCUCCGUCUCCCUUCCACUGCACAGGCCCGGGAAGGACCCCGGUCGUAGCACUGCCCUCCUGCCAGCCGCCCUCCUGGCCUGAGCCCCGGGCCAGCGGGCAGAAAGCAGGAGCUGGGUUUGCCUUAUUUUGCUCAUCAGAUUCAACUUCUCUUUUGCAUCGUUUUCCUCUGGCCCCUGUUGGAGUGGGGGACCUGGGGAAGAGGACAGAUUUAUGCAGCUAUUUUCAUACGUUCCCUGUUCAGAUUGGGGUGGGGGGCUCUCCGCCCUUACCCUAGCCACCUCCCUCCCCCUCCCGCUCCAGCUGGGUGAGCGUCUCUGCAUGUUUCCUUUGCUGUGGUGGGAGAUUGAUUGUUGGACUGAAUGCCCCCCACCCCCACCCCCCCGACCACCACCUUGGUCUCCAGGGGUGUGGAAUGGUGGGGGCAUUUAUUUAAAGAGACAUUUUAUUAUAAUAAAGUCUAUUUUCACAAAUCCCA
Globicephala melas (long-finned pilot whale) is the source of this 7545-nucleotide messenger RNA. It is a transcript of the gene TSPOAP1, whose product is annotated as TSPO associated protein 1. Gene Ontology annotation, cellular component: mitochondrion. The record is from RefSeq and is a predicted model, not a curated record. NCBI's taxonomy places the organism in Eukaryota, Metazoa, Chordata, Mammalia, Artiodactyla, Delphinidae. Gene Ontology annotation, molecular function: benzodiazepine receptor binding.